AUGGGGUCCCAGGUGCCAGCCGCAUCCCGGUGCCGUGACCCAGGCCCCAUCUUCGGCGAGAUGGCUCCCGCGGUCAUUGAGGAUACGCUGAUCCAGCUGGCUACGGAGAACGAGCAGUACCUGAGCGAGCUGCCGGACCAGGCCGGGUGCUUCAAGGAGACGCAGAUAGUGGAAUUUAUAUUCCUUUUGUCUGAAAAAUGGCAUGUGGACCAGUUGGCAAGGUACCAGGCAGUAGAGUUACUUGAAAGGUUUAUGAUCAAGCAGGUAGAACAAAUCCGUAAGUCCUCCAGAGAGAACGUCAGAAGUCGUGAACGAGGACAAGGCCGCAGCUGGAGCUCUCCGAAAGAUCGGAUUUAUGACACCUUUGUCCUGCGACUUGUGUCAUGCAUUCAGCUUGCAAGCAAACUUUCCUUACACUACAAUGUAGUUAACAGUGAUACAGCUUUAAAAUUUCUGCAGUCCUUAAAAUACUCAUACACCAAACAGGAAUUACUUGAGUCGGAGCUUGCCGUGUUAAAAACUCUGCACUUCCAGAUCAACGUGUCGUCUCCUUUGGCUUAUGUGGAAUUGCUUCUAGAGGUUUUAGGACAUAACGGCUGCUUGUUUCCUGCAAAACCAUUACACCAGAUGUGUGUGCAGCUCCUGGACUUCUCCUAUCUUACAAGAGAUACCAUCUACGACACUUUGCUGAAGAUUGCCAUCGAAAAUUCGACACCAAGCAAACUGCAGGUAGCAAAGUUUUUGACAGUAAAGGAAGAUUUCAUGCUCUUGGCUGUUGGAAUCAUCAGCACAAGUGUGUUCAUACUAAACCCUGGGCACUGGAAGCAGGUUGUGGAGGAUUUAAACAGUAUCACCUGCAUUACUUCACAAAGUAUCAUGGAAUUUUCUUACGCGGUACUGAAACACAUCGUGGGCAGCACCACUCCAAAGCAGCACUACAGGAACAGCAGAACAAAAACUCCAGAGAACAGAAUCGUGCCUCUUAAGUAA
Molecule: messenger RNA, 990 nt
Organism: Opisthocomus hoazin
Lineage: Eukaryota; Metazoa; Chordata; Aves; Opisthocomiformes; Opisthocomidae
Gene: CNTD1
Product: cyclin N-terminal domain containing 1
Biological process (GO): reciprocal meiotic recombination
Cellular component (GO): site of double-strand break
Source: RefSeq, a predicted model, not a curated record